AUGCAAGAUAUCGACGAUCACGUACCAGACGAUGAGCCUGCACAGGAACAAGCUCCACAAGAGGAUCAAGUGCCUCCAUAUUUUCGUUCGUUUUUGAAGACAUUUGAUCUAUGCAGCGGUGAAAGCAGCAACGACGAUAGUAGUGAUAGUAGCAGCAACGAUGAUGACAACAUCAGUAACAACGACAACUAUAACAGCUGUGAGGGUGGCAAUAGUAACUAUGGUAGCAGUGGUGACAACAGUAGUGGUAACAACGACUACAACAGCAGAGUGACCACAACAACAACAACGACGACGAUAACAGCAGCAACGCUUGGAGAAAUUUCGAUUCUUUUUCCAGGGAAUGAAUAUGCUAAGCUUAUCAGGAGGGUAAACCAACCUAGAGUGGUGAUUGACAAUAAUGCCUGUGAGGAUGCCACUAUUAUCCAGGUUGACACUGUUAACAAACAUGGUGUUCUCCUGGAAGUGGUCCAAGUGCUCACUGAUAUGGACCUUACAAUAACAAAAGCAUACAUAUCAUCUGAUGGAGGAUGGUUUAUGGAUGUUUUCAAUGUUGUUGACAAUGAUGGCAACAAAAUCAGAGAUAAGCAAGUUAUUGAUUAUAUCCAAAGGAGAAUCAAAACAAGUGCCGGCUUCCUGCCUUCGCUGAGAAGCUCAGUAGGUGUAAUGCCUUCGGAAGAGCAUACAUCAAUUGAACUUGGGGGGACUGAUAGGCCUGGUUUGUUAUCUGAAGUAUGUGCAGUCCUUGCGAACCUGCGUUGCAAUGUCGUAAAUGCCGAGAUUUGGACUCAUAACGCCCGUGCUGCAGCUGUAGUUCAUGUGACAGAUGAUUCGACGGGCCGUGCAAUCACCGAUCCGAAACGUCUCUCAACGAUAAAGUUAUUACUUUGUAAUAUUCUCAAAGGGAAUGCUGACUUGAAAACAGAAAAAACAACACUUUCAGCCCCGGGUCUUAUGCAUAGGGAGAGAAGGUUGCAUCAAAUCAUGUUAGCGGAUAGGGACUACGAAAGGGUGGAAAGAGCCGGAGUAAGGGCAGCUGCCAAGGAGGCCAGCUCAAGACCCCAAGUCAGUCUGUUGAAUAUUGAGAAUGAUUACACUGUUAUUACCAUGAGGUCAAAAGACAGGCCAAAACUAUUGUUUGAUAUUGUCUGCACUCUGACGGAUAUGCAAUAUGUUGUUUUUCAUGGAAUGGUCAACAGAGCAAGGAUGGAAGCUUAUCAGGAAUUUUACAUCCGACAUGUUGAUGGGCUCCCGAUUAGCUCUGAAGCGGAGCGUGUCCGUGUUAUACAAUGUCUUGAAGCGGCCAUCGAGAGGAGAGCAUCUGAGGGGUUGGAGCUAGAGUUGUGCACAGAAGACAGACUUGGAUUGUUGUCUGAUAUUACCCGGAUUUUCCGGGAAAACAGCUUGUAUAUCAAGAGAGCAUUAAUUUCUACUAAAGGUGGUAAGGCCAACGACACCUUCUACGUGACGGAUGUGACGGGAAAUCCGGUGGAUCCCAAGAUUAUUGAUUCAAUCUGUCGACAUAUAGGAAGGAGUGUACUGCAGGUGAAACGUAGCACAAGUGUUGCGCCGAAACCACCUCAACAAGAGACAACAGUGGGUUAUUUAUUUGGAAACUUGUUCAAAGCUCGUACUUUUCAGAAUUUCAAGUUAAUUAGAUCUUACUCGUGAUUUCUCUACCUGUAUAGUUGUAUAUUUGAUGUAGUAUCAGCUCAGAAGAUAUACACGGGGAGCAAGCAAAGGAAAAAGAAAACCAUGUAAAGUUUACC
Molecule: messenger RNA, 1769 nt
Organism: Hibiscus syriacus
Lineage: Eukaryota; Viridiplantae; Streptophyta; Magnoliopsida; Malvales; Malvaceae
Product: ACT domain-containing protein ACR6-like
Exons: 9
Coding region: 1-1671 (556 amino acids)
Source: RefSeq, a predicted model, not a curated record